AUGGACAGCUCACCUGUUUCAGCUGCGGCCGGCAGCCCACUCAACCCUCAAGCGAACGACUUCGUGCCUGUCGACGGCAACGACCAGGACAGCGCGUUUCAACCUCCAACGAAACCUCGAUCACGGUUCGCGAACUCACCGGCGGAUCAAAAAGGGUACUAUCGACCAUCGAAGAAGACACGUCGAGCUCCCAGCAAAAGUUUCAAACUGAAGCACGGCGGCAUGUCUGCGUUACCACCAGCCGAGUACAACCUUCAAGAGCUCCUCAUUCGCAACAAUCCACAGCUCAAAGGUACUGCCAAAGCUGACAAGUCGGUCCGCGGCCAUGAGACACCUGUAGCUUGGGAUAGCGUUGAGCAAGAUGGCGAAGAUUCGCUGUUGUCCGUCGACACAGAAGAAUCUAACAGUGGCGCAAACACCACCAUCGUGCCCGAUGCGUCAAGUGCAACCAGCAAUACCCCCCAGUAUGGCCAAGCUCUUGUCUGGAAAUCCGAGAGAGUCAAAGCUCAAGAAGAAUACCAGAGAGUUCGCAGUCGUGUCAAGCCAAUCGCACCAGAGAUGUUCAAGAAGCAAGCCUAUCCUAGUGGUCAGCCUGCCGGUGUCUUCCCUCAGAACACCACGGAGUGGAUGGAGUUCAAGUCGGAUGGCACCAGAGCUCGCCUAAAUGAAGUCACCCUGAGUCUCGACCAGAUGCAGGCACAGCUCAACGCCGCCAGCAACAUGAACAGAGACGGUAUUGGCAAGGAGAAGCGCGUCAUCUUACCAGCUUUUGGCAAUGGCCCAGGUCAGAAGAGUCUGGCCGAUGAGUUCAGCACGGUCCUGAGUCAACCCAGCAUCUGGUCUUCCAAUGCCGCUGAUGCGCCUCAGUCGGACUGGCCGAGUCAAGCUGAACUCCUCGAGCACGGCGACCAACGUGGAUAUGAUCAAUUCGGCAAUCGCGUCAACCGUUCUCUGCCUCCACCACGCGUCCCAGCUACUCACUCCGAGAUGUCCUUUCAGGAGCAGAACUUUGUGCGUGCCCAUCCGUUGGAUCAGGUCGGCCCUUAUUAUUACAACCAAGAGGGCAGACUCGCCAAUCCACACCCAGAUGCAGUCGAGGAAGCCAACGACAAGAUGAACAACGAUCCCAUAUUCGAAGCCAAUGCCAUGCACUUCUUAGGUAGUGCGUUGAUGGACGAGAUUGGUCGUUACAAGCGACCUAAGGUGCCUGAUUGGCAGGAGAAGGAGCGUCGUCAGAAGGCUGAGCUAUACUCUACUGCGUACGGCGCAAACUUUGGCCCUCGUCCAGGUGUCUUCGAUAGCAUUGAGGCAAUGACUGAACAGGAGACCCGCGUCCGCCGACACGCUGCUGCCAACGGUGUUCCUGCAUUGCUGUCGUGGCGCUAUCACGGACCAGACAUUUUCGAUCCGAAUGUUUCCGUCUUCGUGGAACCAGACGGUACGAUGAAGCGCUACGAUCAUCUCGUUGGCUGGGUUGAUCCAUAUCCGGGCCGCAAGUGA
Cyphellophora attinorum is the source of this 1500-nucleotide messenger RNA. RefSeq lists its product as uncharacterized. The transcript has a single exon. Lineage: Eukaryota; Fungi; Ascomycota; Eurotiomycetes; Chaetothyriales; Cyphellophoraceae. The record is from RefSeq and is a predicted model, not a curated record. The coding region runs from base 1 to 1500 and encodes 499 amino acids.